Molecule: messenger RNA, 2192 nt
Organism: Polistes dominula (European paper wasp)
Lineage: Eukaryota; Metazoa; Arthropoda; Insecta; Hymenoptera; Vespidae
Product: protein scarlet
Biological process (GO): transmembrane transport
Cellular component (GO): plasma membrane
Molecular function (GO): ATP binding; ABC-type transporter activity; ATP hydrolysis activity
Source: RefSeq, a predicted model, not a curated record
AAAACUAUAAUAAAUAAUGAAAUUUUAAUCUACUAGUCGUAAAGAUAACAUUUGUUAAUGUCGACAGAAAUUUGCUUAAAUAGUGAUAACAAUGAUAAGAAUGAGAAAUUCUUCUUUACAAUUAGAUUCUCACGUCGUUUGUGAAGAUUUGAAAUCGUUAGUAUAAUUUAAAACAAACGUUUCACGAUUGUUAAAGAUUCAUUUUAACAUGGAAUUGAUUGUCGAUAAUCAAGAAAAGAUUACGUUGUCUUGGGAAAAUGUUACUGUUAGUAUUAACGAUCGAAAAGAAACAUUUAUUCGAUCCAUUUGGUCUGAUAUUAUGAAAAGAUCGCGUAUUAAGAAAUUAGAAAUAUUAAAGGAAGGUAGUUAUAUUAAUUUUUUGUUAUAUUGUUCAUUUUUUUCUUUUUUUUUGGAAUUAAACACGUUAAUUAACACAUUGUUUGGUUCAUUUAAUAAUUCAAUUAAUUGUAGUAUCCGGUUAUGGAGAAAGUAAUAACAUGAUUGCUAUAAUGGGACCAAGUGGAGCUGGAAAGACAACUUUGUUAAGUACGAUUGCAAAAAAAAUUCAAUUGACCAGUGGUAGUAUAAAAAUAAAUGGAUCAGACCUUUCUAAUACUACGAUGUCACAAAUUUCAAGUUACAUGGGUCAAUUUAAUCCAAUGUUUGUUGAUCUUACUCCUAAAGAACAUCUUAUGUUUAUGUGUGCAUUAAAAAUGGAUAAAAGCAAAAGGUAUUGCGAAUUUAAUGUUAAAUCUGAUGAACUUUUAUACGAAUUUGGAUUGUACGAACAGAAAAAUAAUUUAAUCUCUAAAUUGUCGGCUGGCGAAAGAAAACGAUUAUUUCUAAUAUCCGAAUUAGUAACAAGACCUAAGAUUAUUUUUUUAGAUGAACCAACAACAGAUCUUGAUAGUAUGACAGCAUUGAACGUUUUACAAACGUUAAAAUUAAUUUCAAUGAAAAAUACUCUGGUAAUUUGUACUAUUCAUCAACCAGGAAUGGCAAUGUAUAAUUUGUUUACCCAUAUCGUUUUAUUAGCCAAUGGUAGAAACAUUUUUUCAGGAAAUAUUGAAAACGUUAAACCAUUUUUCGAAAGUCAAGGAUUUAUAUGCCCAAUUCACAUAGAUCAAGCAGAAUAUCACAUUAGUAUUAUAUCUGAAAAUGAUUCAAUUACGUCGAACGAUGAAAGAUCUUUAAAUUUAUCAAAAGCAUUUUUACAAUCACCGUAUUACGAAUUACCCAACAUCGAUGAAAAUCUUAAAGAAAUACAAACAAAUUUAUGCAAUAAACCAGGAUUAUUGAAACAAUUCGUAUGGUUAAUUUGGAGGAUUUAUAAGAAAAAUCGUAGAACAUUUUUUUCCGACAAUUUAUCAUGGAUAUCAUUUUUGAUGUCUAUGACAAUCGUGAAUAUAUUUUUUAUUGGAAACAAUCCAAAUACGCAAAAAGGAAUGCAAAAUAUUCGAGGAAUUAUAUACAUGAUGACAUCCGAAAUUAUUUUUACAGUAACAUAUUCAGCGAUAUAUGAAUUACCAUCGGACAUGAUUAAUUAUUGUCGUGAAACUUCGAUGUAUGGUCCAGGUGUUUAUUACGUAGCUACUUUUAUCGGAUUGAUACCAAAAUCAAUAAUUAAAUCACUCAUUUUUACAUUGACGAUACUAUUGACCUUGAACAGUAACAUUAAUUGGAAAGAUAUACCACUUUAUUGCAUUUCAACAACGUUAGGUUCAAUCUGUGGUACCGCAUAUGGUAUGAUGAUGUCCAGUUGGACAACUAAUGUUGAUUUAACGACCAUAAUUAUGGUACCAAUUGAUAUAUUAUUUCUAUUAACUGCUGGUAUGUUUUAUAAUUUGAGAAGUUUACCAACUUAUUUAGGAUACUUGAAAUAUUCGUCAAUAUUUUAUUACAUAAAUGAAUGUUUUUCGAUAUUGUAUUGGUCGAAAAUUGAUAAAAUCGAAUGUGAAGUAGAGGAAGGAUUACCAUGUUUAAGAAAUGGAACAGAAGUUUUAUUUGAAUAUGGAUAUGAUAAAUCAAAUUUUAUUAUAGAUUUAUGUGGAAUGAUAUGUUUAACAAUAUUGAUGUCCAUUGCUGGAUAUUUUGGAAUUAAAAAAAACAGGACAACAGGUUCUUUUUGACUUCUGUAACGAAGUACCAAGAAACUGAUGGAAUGACAGAUGAGGAAUAUUAUUAAAAGGCCU